CCUUGUACUCUAGAUGAGCCUGUAACAAUCUCCCUUGAGCGGCCCAUUAGAACAUCUCCAUCCCCAAUUUUUGGCAAUUACCAAAUGAGGUGGAGGGUGAGGUGGCAAUCCUUUAGCAAUUGCUAGGGAUGCAUGGAUGAUUGGUAAGUUAGCAAGCUUGCUAAAUUAACUAGUUGCCUAGUAAUGCCACCUAUACAUAUGGGACCCUCUUUCAUGUUUGUUUUUUCUUUUCCUACCCCAAAUUGUAUUCUUGUAUUAUUAGAGCAUCUCCAUUGGUGCAAUGACAUUUGCAAUUGCAUUUGUUUUUUUAUUGUUACUUCAUUUUUUUCAAUCCAACUCAUCUUACUUGGAUUGCACUACAUCAAUGCAAUUAACUUGCAAUUGCAACUAAUUUUUUUGAUUUAAUUAUUAAAACAUAAACACUCAAAUAAUAAAAUUAAUGAAUAAUUUAAUAAUAAAAAAGAUGACGUGACUUGCAUUCCAUAAUUGCAUUAUAUGCAAACUUGCAAAGAUGCAAUUGUCAUCUACAUCAAUACAAUUGCAUAAUAUAAUUGCAAAUAAAUGACAUGUCAUAAUGCAAUUCUAAUUGAAAUUUCAAUGGAGAUGCUCUUAUUUUUAAGUUGUUGAUUAGAAAAAUAUUUUUAUAUGAUUAAUUAGUUAGAGAAGUAAUUAUGAUACACAAAAUAAAAGAGAUGUAAAGCUAUAAUUGAAUAAUCAUGAAACUAGAAAGAACUUACUCUAAAUACAAAUAUUUAUAUAUUUUUUAUAAUUCAAUUUCUAAAUGCUAAUUACGCAUAUAUAUAUAUAUAUAUAUGAUUGUCAAAUAUAAGAAAAACAUAAGUUUUUAUAUGGGUAUAUGUUGUGGGUCUCAUUAAUAGAAAUUGCUAAGCAAUUGGUGGGAUGGAGAUGGCUAGAAAUUGUUGAAGGUAUAAAUUGCUAAGUUGCUUAUGUGACUAUGUGAGAUCAAUUUAGAAAUUGCUAAACAAUUUCUCGGAGUGAGAUGGUUAGUUUAAGCCCAUUGGGCUUCAUCUUUAAUCCAAUAUCAACGAACUAGGCCUUUCAUUGCGCUAGCUUAACCCGAAAGUAAUCUUACGUGGACUCAUUUGAUUGGGUGACUCACAUCACGGCCACGGAAAAGGAAAUUAAAAAGCAAAAAGUAAGAGAAGAGCAGAGGUCAGUCGACUGCGCCACAGUUGUUCUUUCUUCUUCAUUCAUCUUCAAGCCUCUGGCCGAAGUCUUGAGAUCACCGUUGGCGUGAAAAAGAAGGCACGCAGAAGGAAGUGGAACUCCAGAUUUCCUGUCCAUUCGACGUUUUUGGAGACACAAACCGAGACAGUAAAGCAGCAGAGGUAACUACUCCGGGCGCCGACGCAUGAAUGGAGAAGACCGCCAUGCCCAUGGCUGCCGCUGUUUGGAUGGUCGCAUUGCUACUGGUGUUUGCGCAGUUCAGUGAAGCUAAUGGAGAAGGUUUCGACGUUCGCCAGCAUCUCUCCACUGUGUCCAGAUAUGGCGCUGUCAAAGAUAUCGUUGUCAACAGUACCUUUGUACCAUCCAAUGCCGUUGAUGGCUGCACUCCAAUUCACUUGAACCUUGUGGCAAGACAUGGGACUCGUUCUCCAACCAAGAAGCGGAUGAGAGAAUUAGACAGGUUGGCUUCUCACCUGAAAGAGCUGAUAAGCCAUGCUGAACAAAAGAAAUUGUCUUUGGGUAAGCUUCCUGCCUGGGUGCGGAGUUGGGAGUCGCCAUGGAAAGGUAAAUUGAAAGGAGGAGAGUUGAUUACUCCAGGGGAGGAGGAAUUGUAUGAUCUUGGAAUGAGGACUCGAGAAAGGUUCCCGCAGUUGUUCGAGGAGCCAUACCAUCCGGAUGUUUACGUGAUAAAGGCUACACAGAUUCCUCGGGCAUCAGCGAGUGCUGUGGCAUUUGGUAUGGGGCUAUUAACCGGGAAAGGGAAACUUGGACCAGCGGAACACAAAGCUUUCGCUGUUACUAGUGAAAGUCGUGCAAGUGAUUUAAUGCUUAGGUUUUUCGAAAGCUGUCAAAGCUACAAGGUCUAUAGGCAAAACAAAGAGCCUUCUGUUGCCGAGCUGAAGGAACCUGUCUUAGAUAAAAUUACUGCUGCACUAGUAAGCCGUUAUGGUUUAGAUUUCACUCGACAGGAUACAGCUUCUCUCUGGUUUCUUUGUAAACAGGAAGCUUCAUUGUUGGACGUUACAAAUCAAGCUUGUGAUCUUUUUAAACCUUCCGAGGUUGAAUUAUUGGAGUGGACGGAUGACUUGGAGGUUUUCUUACUGAAGGGUUAUGGUAAUUCAAUAAACUAUAAGAUGGGCGUGCCAUUGCUUGAGGACAUUGUACAAUCCAUGGAACAAGCUAUUAAGUCACAUGAAGAAAAACAGCCUCCUGGAAGUAAUGAAAAGGCAAGAUUGAGAUUCGCACAUGCUGAGACCGUGGUUCCUUUUUCAUGUCUGCUUGGGCUUUUCCUUGAAGGAUCUGAAUUUAAAAAGAUACAAAAGGAGCAACCUCUAGAUCUCCCUCCCACGCCUCCAAUGAAAAGCCACACAAGAGGCAGUGCUGUGGCACCUUUUGCUGGGAAUAACAUGUUGGUCCUACACAGUUGCCCGGCAUCCUCUUCUUCUAGCAAGUACUAUAUCCAAGUCCUCCACAAUGAGAGUCCCAUCCCAAUGCCAGGUUGUGGUGGUUCUGACGUAUGCCCGUUCGAAGAGUUCAAGGAGAAGAUAGUGAAUCCUCAUCUAAAGCAUGACUACACAGCACUCUGCGCUGUAAAACCAGAACCACUGAACGAGAAGCCCGUGAACAGCAAGUUAUCACUAGCGUUCCGUUGGAUCUUUGGGUGGGGAAGGGAUGCUGAUGCGGAUGAAUUGUAAUUUUGCAGUCACGAAGCCAGUAGAGAAAGAAGGGAGGUACAGUUCCACUGCAGUGAUGUUGUUAUGGGCUAAACUCACUCUUACUUCUGAUGGCACUAUUUUUGUCACGUCACGCCACCUGAACAUCUUAAGUUCCUCCACGGAGGAACAAGCAUUGAUUGUAGGUUUAGUCAGAUCUGAUACAUCCCUAGUUAGUAUAAUGUUAGUUUUCUCAAGUCAUUUUCCUUCUGAAAACUUUAUGUAGUCUUCCCAAUAGUUUGCCUAAAGUCGAAUAAAAGCCUAGCUUCAUG
Linum trigynum is the source of this 3172-nucleotide messenger RNA. NCBI's taxonomy places the organism in Eukaryota, Viridiplantae, Streptophyta, Magnoliopsida, Malpighiales, Linaceae. The record is from the annotation of a GenBank genome assembly.